GUCUUGCCUGGCGCAAAAUGGCAGCCCCUUGUGUGCGAGUAAUAGCGCGGUAGCAUGCGCUGGACUUUAAUGUCAACAUGUCCCUGUUGAGACUUUGUGCCUUUCCUAGGUGUCGGACUACUCGCAUUUUAUUCGAAACAAACUUGAGGAAUACAUUCUAUUCCGAUCAAUGCCACGCCUGUGUCAGGAUACGGAAUGACUGUCACAGGCGAAUAUCUGAAAGCCCCUGGGCAGCAUACCGGAGAAAUUAUUCGACCGUUAUACCAAAGAAAGAGGAUGGCAAGAAACGAUUAUGGGAACAGUCUCACCUCCUGGACGUACUGGAAGCCCGGAUCCAGCAGCUGCAAUCGGACGUUUUUCUAGACGUCAAGCACUCAAAGGUGCAGGUUGUCAAGUUCUCCCAGGCUGGGAAAGACGUAACCCCAAAGAAGGUCCCGACCGGCAGGAAGGGAGGGGGCCCUGACCCCUCGCCCCAAAAAUCGGGCAACCCGAGCCGCUGGUUCGAGAAGCUGAACCGAGAGAAGACGAGCAAGGCGAAGAGGCUCCUGCACCACCAGCAGAAGAACCAGCAGAACCCCGCGAAGGCCAAGGGCGGUAGCGGCGGCCUGCACCUCCCGGGCACGUCGAUGAAGACCAUCUCGGCCUCUAAACUGAGCAAACCCCCGGCCAAGACGGACCCGCCGAGGCCCGGCCCUCCCCGCAAGAAAGACCCGAAUCAGGAGCUUCCUAAGGGCCGGACCGCCUCCUCCUCCUCCUCUUCCUCCCGCCACGCCGCCUCCACCUCCGCCUCCUCCUCCCGCCACGCCUCCUCCUCCUCCCCCCGUCACGCCCGCUCCCGGCCCAAGGACGAGGAGGAGACCCUGGCCGAGCUGGAGGAGCUGGACCGGCAGCUCAACGAGUACACCUCGGCCGCCGGCGGCGGCGAGCAGCUGGCCAAGGACCGGGACUGCAGUCGCUAUGGCGACGCCCAGGCCAACGUGCGCUGCUUCCUGGAGGCCUGCAUGUACAUCGGCGACGUGGACCGCGCCCAGCGCUGCCUGCUCAGCCACCACCACCACCUGUCCCGUCGCAAGCUGCUCACCGUCUCCACCUACAACUACAUGAUGAGGGUGUGGGCGAAGAGGGGUGCUCUGAACCAGAUUGGCCGGCUGUUCAUCCUGGUGGAGGAGGCGGGCCUGAAACCCGAUCUGGGCUCCUACGCCGCUGCUCUGGAGUGCAUGGGUCGCGUCCCCAACUGCUCCACGCGCGUCAUCAGCAGGUGUCUGCAGCAGCUCGAGGAGGCGGGCUUCUCCUUGGAGGACCUGUUCCGCCGCUGCCUGUUCCGCCAGGACGAGAGGGAGACCGUGCUGAAGGCCGUCCGGAUGGUGGAGCCCGACUUCCAGCCCGCCGUGCGCACCGAGCCCAAAAUCUGCACCUCUCCUCUGGUCGAGGAGGUCUACACCAAGAGGGACAAUGUGGACUAUCCAAAGUUGGACUUCUCCCUGGCGGAGCUGCAGGAGAAGUUCAGCCAGCAGCUGGCCAUGGAGCAGGCUGACACCGUCACCAUCGACUCCGUGGAAGCCAUGAAGCCCGUCACCGAGCAAAUGGCCAAAAUGAGAGCCCUGCUGGAGCAGCAGCGCUCCCAUUGGCGGUCGGCCCUUCUGAAGGGCCUGAAGGAGAGCAAGCUUCACCUGAGCACCAGCGACCAGAAGUCCUGGCGGAUGAACCUCUACCCUUACCUGUGUCUGCUGGAGGACGGCGAGUACGUGGACAUCAUGCUACAGGGCCUGUCCAGCCUGCCCCCCAGCGGCGAGUCCCUGCUCAUCCUGGCCAAGAACCUGGGCCACAGGAUCCAGAACAAGUUCUUCAUCCGGCAGAAGAGCCAGAGUCAGGUGGUGGACAAGCUCCGGCACGUCUACGAGCGAUACGUCCAGCUGCUGGCCAAGGACACUGAGAAAUCCAACGUCUUUCCCCGGGAGCGGUGGGCGGAGCUGGAGGCGGGGCUUGGCUCCGGCCCCUCCCUGCUGAGCGACGACACCCAGUGGCCGCCGUUCCUGGCGAUCCAGCUGGGCAUCCACCUGGUGGACCUCAUGGUGCGGGAGCUCAAGGUGCACAGCGACGUCCUGAACCCCGCCCAGGAGAGGAAGCUGGUCUCCGUGCUCUACCACAUGUACACCUUCCGUAGCAACCACAAGGUCGGCUUCAUCAAGCCGCACCCGAUCCUCACGCAGAUCCUGACGGAGGCGGUGGAGACCAAGCUGACCUUCCCGUCCCACGUGAUGCCCAUGCUGUGCCCGCCGGUGCCCUGGACCUCGCCGCGGUUCGGCGCCUACCUCCUGACGGGCGCCAAGCUGAUGCGCUCCGCGCACGGCGCCGCCCAGCACCAGGCGCUCCUGGAGGGGUGCGGCGAGCCCGAGCUCCACGCCGUGCUCGACUCGCUCAACCAGCUGGGCAACUGCGCCUGGAAGGUCAACCGCCCCCUGCUGGACGUCAUCGUCUCCAUCUUCAACGGCAAGGGGUGCGAGCGGCUGGACGUGCCGCCGCCGCCGUCCGAGGCGCCCGAGCCGCCGCCGCCGCCGCGCCCCGGCCCCGCCCCCCCCGGAGACCCCGCCCACUCGGCGGCCGAGGGCGCCGCCCUGAAGCGGGAGGUGGCCAAGGCGCGGAAGAAGGCGGCGGAGAUGCACAGCCUGCGCAUGGACGCCCUGUACAAGCUGUCCAUCGCCCGGCACGUGCGCGACCGCGUCUUCUGGUUCCCGCACAACAUGGACUUCCGGGGCCGCACCUACCCGUGCCCGCCCUACUUCAACCACUUGGGCAACGACGUGACGCGCGCCGUCCUGCUCUUCGCCGAGGGCAAGGCCCUGGGGCCCCGGGGCCUGGACUGGCUCAAGGUGCACCUGGUCAAUCUGACGGGGCUGAAGAAGCACAGCUCGCUGGCGGGCCGGCUGGAGUACGCCGAGAGCAUCAUGGAGGACAUCCUGGACUCGGCCGACCGGCCCCUGACCGGCAGGAAGUGGUGGAUGGAGGUGGACGAGCCCUGGCAGGCGCUGGCGUGCUGCAUGGAGAUCGCCAAGGCCUCGCGGUCACCUGACCACACGCAGUACGUCUCCUACUUCCCCGUGCAUCAGGACGGCUCCUGUAACGGUCUCCAGCACUACGCCGCUCUGGGCCGGGACGUGAUCGGCGCCACCUCCGUCAACCUCAUGCCCUGCGACGUGCCCCAGGACGUGUACAGCGGCGUGGCGCAGCAGGUGGAGGAGUUCCGCGCCCGGGACGCCCAGCGGGGGCUGAAGAUCGCCCAGGUGCUGCGGGGCCACAUCAAGCGCAAGGUGGUGAAGCAGACGGUGAUGACGGUGGUGUACGGCGUGACGCGCUACGGCGGCCGGCUGCAGAUCGAGAAGCGCCUGAGGGACAUCGACGACUUCCCCCAGAGCCGGUUCUGCAGUUAUGAUAACCCAACGCGCACCCAACCCAACGGUCUGUCUGUCCUCCUGAACGUCGUGUCGCCUCUCUCCCCUUGCAGGAGGCCGGACACGGUGAAGCAGAAGAACGCCUUUCCCCCGAACUUCAUCCACUCCCUGGACUCCACCCACAUGAUGCUGACCGCACUGUACUGCUACAGGGCGGGGCUGACCUUCGUCUCCGUCCACGACUGUUUCUGGACCCACGCCGUCACCGUGGACACCAUGAACAAGAUUUGCCGGGAGCAGUUUGUGGCCCUGCAUAGUCAGCCCAUCAUGAAGGACCUUUCCACCUUCCUGCUGAGGAAGUACGCCAGCGGAAUGCCAGGCACGCCGAGAAACAAGAAGUUCCUGGAGCACAGGAGACUGCUGCAGCUUCUCGCCAAAGUCCCCGAGACGGGUGAUUUCGAUCUUCAGAAAGUGAAGGAAUCCACGUACUUCUUCAGCUGAGGUGGAGCAGUCGCUGCAGACAAGACAAGAGGCAUUGAUCGCUUUGGAUUGAGGGACUGACACAGCCCGGCCUUGUCUUCGGAAGCCAUCGCUGGAUCGAAUCCCUGUCCUCCACAGUGCCGCGAGGAUGGUGCUGUGGGCGGGGCCAGGGCUGUGGGCGGGGCUGGGGAUGGAGAACUCUCAAUGAGCCCAUCUCUCUGAGGAGGAGGCUUUACACGGAAAGACCAGGUUAACUCUGGAAGCAAACUGGCCUCCGGCGGCCAUCUUGGUUACUGUAGAUGUUUUUUGCACUUGUGUGACUGCGUGUGUGU
Molecule: messenger RNA, 4201 nt
Organism: Anguilla anguilla (European eel)
Lineage: Eukaryota; Metazoa; Chordata; Actinopteri; Anguilliformes; Anguillidae
Gene: polrmt
Product: polymerase (RNA) mitochondrial (DNA directed)
Exons: 18
Coding region: 78-3890 (1270 amino acids)
Biological process (GO): mitochondrial transcription
Cellular component (GO): mitochondrial DNA-directed RNA polymerase complex
Molecular function (GO): mitochondrial promoter sequence-specific DNA binding; protein binding; DNA-directed RNA polymerase activity
Source: RefSeq, a predicted model, not a curated record